AAUUUUAAUCAGUGUCCAUUUUCCAUUCAAUCAUGAUCGCCCUCUCAGUGUUGGUCUUAUUUACGGCUACCGUAAUUGCUUGUGUCGUGUACAUAUGGUGGUACCAAAACUUUUCCCGUUUCUUCACUCUCUUGAAGAAAGUUCCUGGACCCUCCGGGUACCCGAUUAUAGGCAACCUGCUCCAGUUUUUCGGAUCUCAAGAAGAAAUCUUCAAAAUCGACCGCAAAUUUAACAAAGAGUACUACCCUAUAUAUAGUGAAUGGACUCUGACAUAUGGCGCUGUUAACUUAACCCACCCUGACGACAUCGAGUUAAUUUUAUCCAGUAAUAAACAUACCGAUAAAAGCAUAAUUUAUACCUAUCUACACGCAUGGCUGGGAACCGGUUUACUCACCAGUGGCGGCGCAAAAUGGCAAACGCGCCGCCGAAUUCUAACUCCGGCUUUCCACUUCAGUAUCCUACAAGAGUUCGUCCCCAUUUUUAACGAAGAAACAGUAAAACUUGUGCAAGAAUUGAAAACCCGUAACGGGAGUCCUGUUGAUAUCCUAUCACCAAUAAGUCAAUUCACGCUGUUAUCAAUAGCAGAUACUUCGAUGGGAGUCAAACUUGACGCGUCCCCCAAAAGCUGCGACGACUACAAAAGCGCCAUUCACACCUUCGGGCGUGCUUUAACCUACCGCAUGUUGCGCCCGUGGCUUGUAAACGACACCGUUUUCUACAACUUUACCCGUUUUGGCCGCUUUACCCGAAAAUCGAUACAAGUACUGCACGAUUUUUCCAGAAAUGUUAUUUCUGAGAGAAAACGGAACUCCAAUUGCGGUCCCAAAACCAAAAGACUGGCGAUGUUGGAUCUUCUCUUGAGCGCGAAAAAACAAGGGGCGAAUAUCGAUGACGAAGGGAUAGCUGAAGAAGUUGACACUUUCAUGUUCGAGGGUCACGACACUACGGCUAUCGCCAUCUGCUACACCCUUCUCCUUCUUGCCAACCACCCGUCAAUCCAAGAAGAAGUGUUUCAAGAAAUUAAGGACGUACUGGGGUACCCAGCGAAGUCUCCAACGUACAGCGACUUAAAAGAGCUGACUUUAAUGGAGCGGUGUAUCAAAGAGUCGUUGCGGUUGUUCCCCAGCGUUCCUUUCAUUUCUAGAGUGGUCGCUGAAGAUAUUACAACCGUCUCGGGUUACGUGGUACCGAAAACCGCCGCUGCCAAUAUUCACAUUUAUGAUUUACAUCGAAACCCGGAGAUUUAUCCUGAACCGGAACGGUUUGACCCGGAUCGAUUUUUGCCCGAGAAUACGAAAAAUAGGCACCCUUUUGCCUAUUUGCCUUUUAGUGCAGGUGCGAGGAAUUGUAUAGGGCAGAAGUACGCGAUGUUGGAGCUGAAGGCGGUACUGUGCGGAAUUGUGGGCACUUUUGUUCUCGAGGCAGUGGAUAAGGUUGAAAAUGUGACUAUGGUUACAGAUCUGGUACUUAGGUCCAAAGAGGGCAUCAGGGUCAAGUUUAUAUCACGAAGUAAUGUACUAAAUAUGUUAGUCGUGCUGGUACCAGUAGUUCCUUUUAUUUUGAUAAUCGGGGUAAUCUGGUGGUACCAAAACUUCUCUAGGGUGGGUAGACACAUAAAUAAGCUCGACGGGCCUGGGUAUCCAAUUGUGGGGGUAUUUCUGGAUUACCUUUUCGGAGAUCUAGAAAAAGUCUUCCAAAAUGAUCGUGACAGGUGUGCCAAGUAUUCACCAAUUUUCAAACUUUGGAUUUUCCAUAAAGCGACUGUGAUUUUGCAAAAACCGGAUGAUAUUGAGAUUAUCCUCUCCAGCACCAAACACAUCAAGAAAAGCCAAAUUUACGACAACCUCCACAUGUGGCUGGGAACUGGACUUCUAACCAGCGAUGGCGAUAAAUGGAAAAGUCGUCGCAAAAUUUUAACCCCGGCUUUCCACUUUGCCAUUCUCAAGGGUUUUGUGGACGUUUUUAACGAAGCAACGGAGUCACUGGUUAAAGAUUUAGCAACGCGUGCUCACGAAGACUACAUCGAUGUGGUACCACCCAUCACACAGUUCACUGUGCAGUCGAUGGCGGAAACUUCCAUGGGAACAUCCCUGGAUUUAACCCAACAAAUCAACCGAAAUUACAAAAAGGCGAUUCUAGAUUUCACCAAAAUCGCUUUAUACAGAUUAACUAAACCCUGGUUGUACGACGAGAACCUGUUUAAGUUGAUUCCAUCGGGUAAACAAGCGACCAAAAUCGUGAACACGCUUCACGAAUUCACCAGGAACAUCAUCCACGAAAGAAAAAAACUGUUCAAGAGUUCAUACACAACGCAGAAGAGGUUAGCAAUGUUGGAUCUUCUUCUGAAAGCGCAGGAGACAGAUGGCGCUAUUGACGAUGAGGGGAUACGCGAAGAAGUGGACACUUUUAUGUUUGAGGGUCACGAUACUACUGCAGUUGCUAUUUGCCACAUUCUGAUGCUUUUAGCCAAUCACAAAAACGUCCAAGAUGAAGUUCGCCAAGAAAUUAUUGACGUAAUUGGAGACAACUCACAACCACCAAGUUAUAGCGACCUACAAGAACUUGCAUACACAGAAAGAUGUCUUAAAGAGUGUCUGCGGAUUUAUCCGAGCGUGGUUUUGAUAGGUAGAGAUAUAAAUGAGGAUGUACAAACUUCUACAGGGUAUACAAUUCCGAAAGGGACCAUGGCACACAUUUUUAUUUACGAUUUACAUCGAAACCCGGAUUUGUACCCUGACCCUUUGAAGUUUGAUCCGGAUCGAUUUUUGCCCGAAAAUAUCCAAAAAAGACACCCUUUUGCCUAUAUACCUUUCAGUGCAGGGUCUAGAAAUUGUAUAGGACAAAGGUUUGCAAUGUUGGAACUGAAAGCACUUCUGUGUGGGAUUUUAAGAAAGUUUAAUUUGGAAGCUGUUGAUAGGCCAGAGGAUAUUGUUUUUCAAGCAGAUUUAGUACUCAGGAGCAAGAACCCUAUUAGGGUGAAGUUCAUCAAAAGGAAUUAAUACAAAAACUGUCUUAAUUUGUAGUCUAACUAGAUAAUGGGGUUUAAGUAUAUCUAAAUGUUUAAAUAUUUUUAAUAAAACUUGUUUCACUACAA
Molecule: messenger RNA, 3094 nt
Organism: Zophobas morio
Lineage: Eukaryota; Metazoa; Arthropoda; Insecta; Coleoptera; Tenebrionidae
Product: cytochrome P450 4C1-like
Exons: 9
Coding region: 33-2999 (988 amino acids)
Molecular function (GO): heme binding; iron ion binding; monooxygenase activity
Source: RefSeq, a predicted model, not a curated record